This is a messenger RNA of Ambispora gerdemannii, 1482 nucleotides long. The record is from the annotation of a GenBank genome assembly. NCBI's taxonomy places the organism in Eukaryota, Fungi, Glomeromycota, Glomeromycetes, Archaeosporales, Ambisporaceae.
AUGUCUAGCGACACUACAAUACGAACUGACACACAAAACCCUGAAAAAGGAAAAGGCACCGGAAAGCGACUGCUUGAAAACGAGCAAAGUGAGGUCAUUAAAGAAGAGGAGGACCAAGAAUGGGUUUCUGGACAAGAAACAAAAAAACGACGGCGGGUUGAAGGUAUCUCUGCGACCCCUACUGCCUCUAGUGAUCUUUAUCUUGACACAAUAAAUCGACACAUGCUCGACUUUGAUUUUGAGAAAGUCUGUUCGGUGUCUUUGUCAAAUUUGAAUGUAUAUGCGUGUUUAGUGUGUGGCAAAUAUUUUCAAGGACGUGGACGCCAAUCACACGCCUAUUUCCAUAGUUUACACGAAGACCAUCACGUGUUUAUAAAUUUGCACACUCUUAAAGUCUACGUUUUGCCAGAUGGGUACGAAGUUAUUGAUUCUUCGUUGGAGGAUAUUAAGUAUGUGCUGCAUCCGACUUUCACGAAAGAACAGGUAGCCCAGCUGGAUCAGAACGUCAAACAUUCAUAUGACUUGAACAAUAAAAAAUACUUACCAGGAUUCGUCGGUCUAAAUAAUGUUAAGGCCAAUGAUUACGUCAAUAUUAUUAUUCAAUCUUUGGCUCACAUUCCACCACUGCGAGAUUACUUUAUUUUGCAAAAUUUCGAAGAACAUUCAGAACUAGUUCAACGAUUUAGCACACUAGUUCGAAAAAUAUGGAAUCCGCGAGCCUUCAAAGGCCAAGUAAGUCCCCACGAACUCUUGCAGGAGAUUUCAAAUGCCAGUAACAAACGAUUCAAACUAUCGGAUCAAAGUGAUCCGCUUGAGUUUUUGUCGUGGUUCUUGAAUGCUCUUCAUAAAGACUUGGGUGGAACGCGCAAAUCUGAUAGCAGUAUUAUUUAUCAAAUAUUCCAAGGAGAGCUCAAGGUGGAACAGCAAUCCGUUAUUGUUAAAGAUAACAAAAUUACUACAAAGAAUUCGCCGUUCCUCUAUUUGACAUUGGAUCUGCCACCGCCUCCGCUAUUUCAAGAUGAAAUAGAAAAGAAUAUUAUUCCACAGGUUUCGUUAACCACUAUUUUGACAAAAUAUGAUGGACGCACACCUCAGGAGUCUGGCGGUAUGUUAAGUAGAUACCACCUUCUAAAGUUACCCCAGUAUCUCAUUUUCCACAUAAAGAGAUUCACGAAAAAUAAUUGGGCUGCCGAGAAGAACCCGACGAUUGUGAAUUUUCCCAUAAAAAAUAUUGAUAUGCGUGAUUAUCUAGAAGACCCCGACGCGGAAAAUAUCAAUACUCACUAUGAUCUAAUAGCUAAUAUCUGUCAUGAAGGCAAACCCGGAAAAGGGAACGGGAUCUACAAGGUUCAUGUUCAGCAUCGUGGCAAAGACCAAUGGUAUCAGAUACAAGAUUUAAUUGUUGAAGAGAUCAACGCACAGAUGAUUUUCUUGUCGGAAAGUUAUAUUCAGAUUUGGGGAAAAAAGCAAUUAAAUAAUUGA